This is a messenger RNA of Salarias fasciatus (jewelled blenny), 1671 nucleotides long. RefSeq names its product galectin-8-like. Lineage: Eukaryota; Metazoa; Chordata; Actinopteri; Blenniiformes; Blenniidae. Bases 12 to 1019 code for a protein of 335 amino acids. Gene Ontology annotation, cellular component: cytoplasm. Gene Ontology annotation, molecular function: carbohydrate binding. The transcript has 9 exons. The record is from RefSeq and is a predicted model, not a curated record.
GAGGUCUGCGCAUGCGCGGCUUCUCUGAUGGCUGCCGGAGAGAAGAUGCCCACCCUGAUCGUCCCCCUGUAGCCUCGAGACGAGCCCCCAGCCCGCUGUCUGUCCGCGUGUCCCGCACAACGAGCCAGAUGUCGGUGGCCAAUGCGAAACACACCGUGCUGAACCCGGUGGUUCCGUACACCGGGCCCAUACCGGGAGGCCUGCACCCGGGGGAGAUCAUCAUCAUCCAGGGCACCGUGCCUGCAGACGCAGACAGGUUCCAGGUCGACCUGUCGAGCGGCUGCAGCACCAGGCCGCGCUCCGACGUCGCCCUCCACUUCAGCCCCCGCUUCACGGGCCCGCCGUGCGUGGUGUGCAACUCCCUGCUGCGGGAGGAGUGGGGCGAGGAGGAGGCGCUCCCCCUGCUGCCCUACAAGCGCGGGGCGCCCUUCGAGACCAUCCUUCUGGUGCACAAGGACGCCUUCAAGGUGGCGGUAAACGGAGCUCACCUGCUGGAGUACAAGCACAGACUCCCUCUGAACAGGGUCGACACCUUCUCCAUUUCUGGGAACGUCAGGGUCCACGCCGUCGGCUACAUCCCAAACUCAGCAAUAUAUUCAGAAUCAGGUGACUUGAGCCUCCCUUACAAAGGCAGCAUCCUCAGAGGGCUGAGCCCAGGCCGGCACAUCACCAUCAAAGGACAGGUCAGCAUGUAUCCACACAGUUUCACGGUGAACCUCCGGAACAGCGCCACGGACAACAUCGCUCUCCACCUGAACCCCCGCAUGAAGUCCAGCCUGUUCAUCAGAAACUCGUACCUGAGCGACUCCUGGGGCCACGAGGAGCGCGAGCUGCCCUUCUUCCCCUUCUCGUCCGGGGAGUACUUUGAGAUCCUCCUCCUCUGUCAGCCCCAUCAGUUCAAGCUGGCGGUGAACGGCUCCCACCUGUUCGAGUUCAGACACCGGGUGCAGGACCUGAGCAGCAUCGACCAGCUGGAGAUCAUGGGGGACCUGGAGCUCACCGACGUCAAGCUGUGGUGACCCCGAGCCGCGGUUCUGGGAGACGGAGGUCAGACGGGGGGGGGGCGCUGCUGGUCCCUGUGACCUGAGAGCUCGCAGAGAGGACCGACCCUGCAGUUUUCCCGUGCCGGACCGGAGGACUGAUGCAUGGGAGCGACGACGACUGUUUACAGCUGCAAGCUCAAGUGUCUCUGGAUCUUUUCUUCUUCUGUCUGUUGUGCAUCUCUGCUGUAUGAGUUAAACUGGAUGUAAAUGUUAAUAAGCACCUACAAAUUACUGGCUUCACCUGCAAAACAUUCAGAGAACGAGGCGGCGAAGAGCGGUUUCCUGUACAGCCAGCUGAGGAAAGAUUUAAAAAAAAGAAAACUUUUUUGAUACAAGGCUCGCCAACUAUUUUAAUUUGUAUUUUUAUUUAAAGGGACACACUGUCAUUGUCAGGAUUGGUCUCCUGCGUACGUGCGACUCUAUUUUAUCACGUGAAGUUGCAGCAGAACUCAAGCACAGAACAGAACAGGGUCAGAAACAUCUCAACAAACCUGCAGUCUCCAUGUGAUCCACUUCUCAUCUCAUCUCCCACAAGAGCCCGUUUAUUCCAUUUUUGUUGUAAGAAAAAAGUAUUCCUCAUGUAUCAUACCUUAUUUAUUAACGAAUAAAUGUGGGAAUAUUAUUAAUC